GUUUUUAGUUAGUUUUAUACAAAGAAGUGGAUAAACGGUUGUGUUCCAUGAGACCUCAAUGGAUGUGAUAAAUCCUGUGCUCCGGCACCACCAUCACCACCGCUGCUCCUUCAAUUCCCCAAAUCAAUCAAUAUCCUCAUUACUACUACUACUCCGCAGAAAACCCACUUUCAAUUCCCCCCAAAAGUUUCUUUUUUCACCAAUUUCUUGCUCUUCUUCAACCUCGCCGUCACCACCUUCUCCGUCGCCGGAAGUUGGUUCAGAGACAGCAGAAGCUUGCGUCAAUUUGGGCCUCACCCUCUUCUCUAAAGGACGGGUUAAAGAUGCUCUCAUCCAGUUUGAAACAGCGCUUACCUUGAACCCUAAUCCUGUGGAGGCUCAAGCUGCACUUUAUAACAAAGCCUGUUGCCAUGCUUAUAGAGGGGAGGGAAAGAAAGCUGCUGAAUGUCUUCGCACUGCCCUUAAAGAAUAUAACCUGAAAUUUGGAACCAUUCUAAACGAUCCAGAUUUGGCCUCCUUCAGAGUUUUGCCUGAAUUUAAACAGCUACAAGAAGAGGCUAGGCUUGGUGGGGAAGAUGUAGGGUAUGGUUUCAGAAGAGAUCUGAAGCUGAUUAGUGAGGUUCAAGCUCCAUUUCGUGGUGUUAGAAGAUUCUUCUAUGUGGCAUUUACAGCAGCUGCUGGAAUCUCAUUGUUCCUUACUUUUCCUAGACUCUUCCUUGCUAUCAAAGGUGGUGAGGGAGCUCCUGAUAUCUUAGGGACUUCCCAAAAUGUUGCCAUUAAUCUUGGAGGCAUUGUAGUUUUUGUGGCAUUGUUUCUUUGGGAUAACAAGAAAGAGGAAGAACAACUUGCUCAAAUUACCCGAGAUGAAACGCUAUCAAGGUUGCCUCUGCGCCUCUCAACGAAUCGUGUGGUUGAACUUGUGCAGUUAAGAGACACCGCAAGGCCUGUUAUAUUGGCGGGAAAGAAAGAGAGUGUGACUUUGGCUAUUCAAAAGGCGGAGAGGUUCCGGAUGGAGCUCUUGAACCGAGGUGUUAUAUUGGUUCCUGUGAUUUGGGGGGAAGGAGAAUUGCAAAGCGAUAAGAGAGGAUUUGGGGGUCCUAAAAAACCAGCUGCAUCUCUUCCUUCUGUUGGGGAAGAUUUUGAGUCGCGAGCUCAGUCGAUAACUGCAAAAACAAAAUUGAAGUCUGAGAUCCGAUUCAAGGCGGAGGUUGUGGCACCUGGGGAGUGGGAAAGGUGGAUAAAGGAGCAACAAAAAUCAGAGGGAGUUACACCCGGUGAGGAUGUAUAUAUUAUACUACGUCUAGAUGGUCGCGUUCGAAGAUCAGGGAGGGGCUUGCCUGAUUGGAACCAAAUUGUGAAAGAGCUGCCAGCAAUGGAAGACUUAUUAAGCAAACUAGAAAGAUAACACAACACAAUGGUUCAUUUCUAUGCCUUUUGCCAACUUUUAUUUUUUAUAUGUCAUGUCACAGUUAUUAUAAUAAUAUUACACGAAUACAAGGGGGAACUUGAACUUGUGCAUCAAGUAUAUAUAUGUGGUUUUAAAUUCUACUUUGGAAACUUGGUAUAUCCCAGACCCAGUUGCAAAGUAGUUUCAUGGAUGCAUGGAUGCUUUGCUUUAAUUUGGCAUCGUGUUCUUGUAAAAAGCAAUAUUAAGCGUUGGUUGGGUCCUUUGGAUUCUCCUAGCUCCUAACCUAACCAAUAUAUAUAUCACACAUUUGCCCAUCCUAGAUAUAUUGGGAAUCUUAUGUUUUUUAACCAAGUCAAAUGUUGUGUGUGUAUCAAGGUCCCUUGUUCAAUAAGCUAGCUAGCUGGCUGAGAAAGAUUCCAUGGUAUAUGAUAUCAUUGAUUGCAAAAACAGUAAUCUAAUUAUUUACUUUUUGAAUGAUACGAUUUUUAGGAAUAUUUAUCCAUCCAUCCGAUCUACUAGUACUACACAUGAAUUGGUAAAAACUGACACUUGUAAAUUGUAAUAACAACUCAUCCAUGUGGCAAACUCCAAGAGCUACAGAAUACAAUUAAGGAAAGAGGGAAAUUAAUGCUGGAUUUUACAAAAUACGUAAAAUUCCAAAUGAACCAUUGAUUUUUUUAAAAAAAAUAUAUAAAAAAGGAUUCUCGUUUGUAAGAGUUACAUUUGUAAUUGUGGGCUGUGAUGUGAAUGCAAAAUUACCGUUGUAUUUGUACUUUGUAGUAGUAGUAGUAG
This is a messenger RNA of Lactuca saligna, 2200 nucleotides long. The record is from the annotation of a GenBank genome assembly. NCBI's taxonomy places the organism in Eukaryota, Viridiplantae, Streptophyta, Magnoliopsida, Asterales, Asteraceae.